AUGCGAUAUGCAACACCACCACUCAAGGAAAACCGGUUUAAACGCGCUGUUGCCCCUUUAAAGGAAACUGGAGUGGUGAUGGCCAAGGAGCAUGGUUCAGUAUGCUACGGUGUCGACGAACUUCUUUUUCCCUCGCCGCCGGUUACAAUGUCCGAGGACUGUCUAUACAUAGAUGUCUACACGCCUCGAUCUACGGAAACCGAUUCUUGCGCAACAAGCGAAUCGGAUGGUCUGCCUGUCAUGAUAUGGAUCCAAGGAGGAGCAUUUGUCCAACAAUACAACCCGAAUUAUAACGGUACCGGCAUUGUCGAAGCGAGCGAUGGAAAUGUCAUCGUCGUUACUUUUAAUUACCGUGUUGGUCCCUAUGGCUUUCUGGCCAGUGAUGAGUUGUUACAAGAAGGAAAUCUCAAUCUCGGCAUCCACGAUCAACGUGCAGCUAUAAGUUGGGUGCAAGAUCAUAUUGUCCAGUUUGGAGGAGAUCCCGACAGAGUGACAUUAUUUGGCACAUCGGUUGGCGGUGGAAGUGUGCUGUUGCAGACUUUGGCAUAUGGUGGUAACGACACCGAGGCCGAUGCAGCUGAUAAUGCUCGAUGGAAUGCUGGUAUCGCAGCUUCAGUCUACAUACCAUCGUUCUAUACCGUCCAGGAAUAUCAACUCCAAUAUUAUCAGCUUCUGAAUGCAACUAAUUGCGCUGACCUUACUUGUCUUCGGUCUCUGGAGUCCGUAGAGAUACAAGCAGCGAACAUCGGACGACCGCCGUUCCCCGGACAAGUAAACCUUCCAUUGUUUCCUUAUGGACCCGUCAUCGAUGACGAUCUGUUCACGGAUCAGCCACUUUCAAUGCUCAAAGCUGGCAAUUUCUCCCGACACAAACCGCUCAUUAUCGGAUCGUCCAACACGGAGGGCAUAAUCUUCGCAACACAAGCAAAUACUACUCAUGACAUCCAAUCCUUCAUGUCGACGCAGUAUCCGGAUCUAACUACCAAAGACAUAUCCGAAGCAAUCGGCUUAUAUUCGUCAGUACCCACGACAUUCCCAGGCGUAACGGUACACGAGUCCUCGCUGUAUUACCAAUUGGCGAGCAUGUAUGGCGACGUCGGAUUCUCGUGUCCAGCGUUUGAUUUCGCUACUGCACUGAGUGAAGUCAAUGUUCCAAUUUAUCUGUUUCGGGACCACAUUCUCGAUCCCGUCGAGGUAGCCACGGGGUAUAUUGUUCCUCACACGUGGGAAGUCCAGGCUGUUUGGGGACCGGAGUAUGCGACCAAUUACGUUGCGGCCACGGGGGCUGAUAGUUACGGCGCCAAAGGGAUAAAUCGUCCCACGGUCGAUGUGGUGCAAAAGUUCUGGACUGGGUUUGCGACGAGCGUGGGCGAGAAAGGAUCUGGAAAUCCUAAUUCGAUGCGGGCCAAAGAAUCGUCGGUCUGGCUACCUUUUCGGCGAGAUGGCGAUAAAAGGCGAUUGAGGUUGCAGACCAACGCGACGGAAAUGGAAACGAUACCGAGUCAUGAACUUGACGUGUGUGAUUUCUGGAGCCGGAUGUCUGCAAGGACGCACAUUUAG
Molecule: messenger RNA, 1560 nt
Organism: Talaromyces amestolkiae
Lineage: Eukaryota; Fungi; Ascomycota; Eurotiomycetes; Eurotiales; Trichocomaceae
Exons: 2
Coding region: 1-1560 (519 amino acids)
Source: RefSeq, a predicted model, not a curated record